AGUUUUGACUUUUGAUUUGUGAUUGUGAAUUUCUGAUUCACUCACAUGCUUGUUGUUUUUAUGUUUUUAUUGUCGAAUUUAAGUGAAUUAUCAAAGAAACUCGCUUUAAUUAGUUUUCAAGGAAACUAUUGGCUGUCACUACAAUGAGUCAUAUUUUUAAAAAGCUACAUGAUGUUGAUCCAAAUAAUCCAGAUGCUAUAAAGGAUGUCUUGACAACAUUCUUUCAAGGCUUAUCAAAAUAUUCGGAAACAAGCAACAGCAAAUGGCUACGAGCAUUAGAAAAUAUUAUAACUCGUUACCCUAAAUACUGUAGUUCACAUAGAAACACAAUAGAAGAAUAUUUAUCAAACUUUGUAGAAUCAACAGAUGAUUUUAUUGUUAUCGAAGCUGCUAAAUGUGCACAUGCUAUUCAACAGGUCAGGCCACCCCAGGAGAAGACUGCAACAGCUAAAAACUGCUGGAGAGAACAUCUUAUUGUUCUGUGCAAUGUCGCCCACAAACUCAUUAGUAAACUCUUCCCUAACACUGUAGACAUGUACAAAAAUGUUGCAGAUUCUCAGAAACCACUGUUUGAAUCUACUUCUACAUCUCCAUUAUAUACCGCUUUCACAGAAAUAAGUUCCCCAACAACCCAAAAUAACAUUGUGAAUAAAGAACAUAUAUUAAGCACUAAGCUUAAAAAUGUGUUAAUUUUCCUUCAGGCUGCACUUGUAGAAAUCUAUCCUGUUGCUAAACCUAUCCAGCCACAACUCAUUUUACAAUUACUAGUACGAGCUUUAAGUGUUUCCAGUGGUUCUAAGAUAAAUUUAGAUCAAUCCACUGUGGCUUCUAUUAAAAUUCAGGCUCUAAGGACCAUAGAUGCAUUGAGUGCUUGCUUAGGAUCAAAUCUUAUUCCAUUUUCGGCAUUAAUCUUCAAAAUCGCCAUACAAACACUUCAAUGGUGUACUGACAAUCCUAAUGAAGAAUCAAGAAAAGUGCGUUGCGCUGCAUACAACAGCCUCGCCCGUUGGCUGCGGCGACUGAAAACGCACCGUAUAUAUGGCGAUUCUACCGCCGGCCGAUCCUGGGAGGAAACACUAACUACAAAUGUGAUUGCUGACAUCACACCCGCCAGGCAUCUAGUUCAACUAACUUUGAAUCCACAAUCAACAAAGAACUUAAGUAAGAAAGCUAAGCGAAGGCUGGCCAAUACUAUGCUUCAGGAAAGCAGUAUUGCCGCGCAUGCCCCGGGAGAGAAAAACAAAACCAUAAUAUCAGAAGCGACAAAUGAUGAGGUGGCUAUAGCGGCACUUGAUUUUGCUGAAACCUUCAUUCUUGUCUGUGGAUUAUUUUUUAAACCUACUACCUGUAAAAUGUUACAAGAACGGUUAGUCAAAGAGUGCUACAAUUGCGACAAUCACUCACUGGAGCGAAGUCUGUCGCUGCUUCGAGCACUUGAAGCGUUGCGUAAAGGCGGCCCUAGCACUGUGGCCCCGCCUACUCAGUACUGCCUGCAGUUAUAUAGCAAGCUAAUAAACUCUGAACAAGAUCAGAUAUCGAGAUUUUGCUCGGAAGCGUUGUUAAACAUCAAAAUGCAUCUUCACUGCGCCCCGCCAUCUUUAAGUUUCGCCCUAGAAUCGCAAGAAAAAGAGAAGGAGUCGAAAAAGAGAAAGAAGAUCUCCGAGAAGAAUCGAGCCGCUUUGGCUGCAUUACUAGGGAAACAAAGAAUGCCGGCCGAAGACAACGACACUGAAGAAAUAAUUGACAUUUCUGAUGAACCGACUAACAAGAAGACACGAACAUCAACAGAAAUGGAUAAAAUAAGUGUGAGUAGUGACUCUGAUGAUGCUAUGGUGAUAGAGGAUGAUGUAGAUGAAGGCGAAGCAAUUAAUGAAUCCCCUCAUAAUAAUGACAAUAAUGAAAGUAGCUCUGAAGAAAUUGAAUUAGUUGUCGAAGUUGAUUUAACUUCUAACACACAUGAUAAGGUAACAAAAGACCUGGAAAUCCAAGAGGUAACUGACUCAAAUGGAAAAGACGUAACAAAUGUAGAAAAUUGUGAAGACGAUAAUGUACAAGUUGCUGAAACUUCCGAAAAUGCAGCUGUGACUGAAGAAAAUGUUGUUACAGAUACUCGUGAAAAUGUAACGCAAAAAUCAUCUGACACUAAUAUUCAUGAUCUUGCUACACAGAUACCUCUUAAUGUUUCUAAUGAUACUGUCGAUAAUGGUCGUAGCCCUCUUUCUAUGGAAGUAUCCUAUGAUUUCCCGAGCACAGGUAAAGAAAAAGUAACCAUUCUAGACAAGAUUGAAGAUGAGAAUCUUCCAAGCACGAAUGAAACUGACGAUAUCCAAAUAACUUGCGGUCAGGUUGUGGUGAGCUCUCAAGAUGUAGAAGUUGAGAAAAUUAAAGAAAACGGUGUUAAUGAAAAUGUUGAAAUCAAACUAAAUGGGGAUAAAACCCCAGAAAAAGAAUUAGACACGCAUGAAUUAGUAGAAAGUGGAACUGAAAAAAUAUCAGCAAAAGAUGUAAAUGUAGAUGAUAUGCUAGCUGAUUUUGUUGACGAAGUGGUUGAAGAAAACGUUACUAACGCAUAAUGUGCGUAAAUUUAAGAGAAUUUAUUAUAAUUCAUAAUUUUUUUAUCGUACUGCUUUGUUAAGGUUUUCAUUGUUACUGUAUUGCAGUGUUAAUAAUAUUUAUAUGAAUAUAUACCAGCUUCGAUUAUUAAUUUAUAAUUGCUUUUCAAUUUCAAACUGUUACCCAACCAAUAUAUUCUAUAGAAAUGUAUACCUUAUCCGUGCGGUGACGGAGAAAGAAUACUACUCACCGCCCCUUCUUUUCCUGUGGGUGUCGUAAGAAGGAUAUGGGAGAUACUAUCCGUUCUUCUGGUGGUAACACCCGCCUGGUUUGUUACCACCGUGCGCAUGGUGUAAAGCCCGAGAAGUCUCUCGCGCGUUUCGGGGUCAGCCAUCGUACAACCAGAGCUCGAGUAGGGGUUGUCGCGACAGAUUCGGUCCAGGGGAGGCAUCCGUCGAACCGAUACCGGGAGGACUGCAUCGACCCGACGGCCAGGGAGAUCCAUAGAAACAGCUGUCCCGCUGGUAGCCCGUGGCACAGUACAGGGGCCCGAGCGAUCCUAGCCAGUUUUGCGAAGCUGCCCCAUCAUAUCACGCAUAUUCUCGGGGUAGACCGUCGUGCCGGUUGGUGAC
Chilo suppressalis (striped riceborer) is the source of this 3185-nucleotide messenger RNA. Lineage: Eukaryota; Metazoa; Arthropoda; Insecta; Lepidoptera; Crambidae. The record is from the annotation of a GenBank genome assembly.